UGUUGUCAGGUGUUGUUUCGCCGCUGUCUCGGCAUAUUAAUUGUUGUAUGCGAACGGAUUAUUGUCGAUAAUGAAAUGACGUUCACAAUUAACGUGAUCGAGUAGUAGCGAUGAGAGAACGAUAAUCUCAGCGUGCGGUUUGUCCCAUCGAUGUCGAUCACAAGUGGAUGUAAAUUCGCGCGCUCUGAUCUAAAUAAGGUUAGAUUCACGAGAUAGUUUUGGGUAGUUUGCAGUCGCGCGCCUUUAAUCCUGCGAAAUAAAAUCAUGUCGAUUCAUUCGGAGAGAACGAAAAUAGAAACCAACAAGGUGAACGACAUGGACAUCACAUCAGACUUUACCCGCCUCAAGGUAUCUGUAUUGGAGAAGGCGUCACGUAUAUCAGCAACUACAAUAGUAGAUCGUAUCACGAUCGGGCCUCAAUCGACGCUGUAUGAAGAAGAUUCUAACAAAGCAGACAACAUUGAAAAUGAGCAAAAUUCUUGUAACAUUAAAAGUCCACAGAGAACUAUUACUAGUCCCAAACACAACAUGGUGGCCACUUCAAAUGGCAUUCAUUUCUCAGUCAAUAAGAUUGAUGCGGAGAGUGAAUUGCAAAGAAAAGAAGAAGUCUGGAAAGUAAUAGACCGUCGCAUUCAGCAUAUGAACGAGAAUGCUCGAGUAAUUCAGGAACAAAUGGCAAAUUCACGCUCAUCGAUGGCACGUGAACGCGAACGCCGGAGUGAGGAGAAGUUGGCGUACUUCUUAGCUGAAGAGGAACGAUUGGCAGAGCAGGAAGAGAUCAAGAGACGACAUGAACAACAAUUACAGGCACAGCGCGCUCAAGAGCAAAAAGAAAAGCUUGAACGAGAGAUGGAGGAAUAUCGAAGAAGAAUGAAAGAAAAGGAAAGACUGAUGAAGACUGUGUCAGUCCAUCGGGAUCAGUUCACGACCAAGUACUGUGACCUCGUGGCAUUAUCCAAGACCUGCAAAGACCAGCAAGCGUUCAGUGCGAUAUUUACCGCACAUAGCGCGACGAUAAGAGAUGUGUUCCAACGAAUCGAAGCUAUAGAUGAGAAAAUCAGAAAUGGAGAAUUGGUAGCUGCAGAUGAAAAUCUUAUUGAGAGUUUGGUUUGUCACUUCAGUGAUAUAUUAAAUGUAUUUCAUAUAGAAACAGAAAAAAUAAAUGCUCAAUAUGAAGCGGAAUUGGCUCGAAAAGCGCAAGCUGCAAACUUGAUACAGUCAGUCGAAGAGACAAAUAAUGUUCCAGUUAAUAAUGUAAUACCUUGUCAACAACCAGAUGAAAACAAUGUUGUGGAAACCAAAGAAGAUGAUAGUUCCAAUGUAAUAACGAAUGCAAUAACGAAUCAAGAAGCAGUAGUUACAUCAGUUAACGAAGUAGUCGCACCGUCUGUAUCUGAUCCUCAGUUAGAAGAAACGACUAAAAAUUCUGCAUGUAAAAAAGAUCCUUUUGAGUAUAUCGACCAGGAAUCGUUUGAUAUUUACAUCAGAAGCCAUCAAUUCUUGAAGCAUUAUAGAGAAACUUGCAAGGACUUUUUACAAUCGCCUGCAACAAAGAAAUUUCGCUUCGAGUGUCAAAAGGCGAUCAAUAUUCCUGUAAACGCGAUUUCUGGUGUAAGCGAGCAACACUUGAGAGACAAAUAUGACAGACUGCAGAAUCUUUUGACUGGAAAAUUGUUACCUAACGUCACACAUCAUCCACAAGGAGUAAUUUUCUGUAAAAACCAUCUGGCAAAAAAGAUAGUCAGCCAAGGCGAGACUUUGGUGUCUAGCAAACCAGAAAUGGCAUUCCCUGUGGCGAUGAUUGUUGUGGCUCUUUGGAACGAACAUCCAGACUUUGGCGAAUUAUUUCUGGCUCAUCUUCACGAGGCAUGUCCAUUUACCAUACCAGUUUUUCUACAGCAACAAGAAGGUCAGUCUAAUGAGGAUUAUUACAAAUCUCUUGGCUGCAAAUAUUCUGAAGAUGGUACCGUCGAAAAACAAGACAAAUUCCUAAAGAGGAUGUCGGGAUUGAUCAGAUUGUAUGCGUCGAUUACCGUUACGAAACAGCGAAAGAGUGUUACCAAAAUUCAUCCUUAUGGUCUUCAGCAUUCUUGGAGAUGGCUGGCAGCCGUUUUGAAUAUCGAACCACGAACCGAUAUUUGUGAUUUGUGCGCGACUUUGAUACUGGAUAUGCUCGAGGUCGCCGGUAAUGUGCUAUGGACCGCCUACCCGAAACAGUUUUAUAAGUUGCUGACGCUGUUGAUGGAACAGUAUUUUCCGCGAAUGCGUCAUGUCGCGGGCGGUGGUGGCGGACCUCUAGUACGGCUGGAGGAAUUUCUAAACAACGCCCUGUCAACUGGCUUCAUACGUCUCGCCGAUGGGAUGCUUCCGCCAAACUUUUUGUGAUCUUCCGUGAGAUCAUCCCGACGACGUAGUGACUUAAACGUAGGCUAAAAUUUACUACAAAUUUAGCGAUGGGUUAAGAAAUAUAUUUGAAUUGUUUCGAACAUACGAAAGUAUUGAUGGUAAUGGAAGUUUCAAAUUGUUUCAAGUUUCUUGAAGCAAGACGAUUUUACAUAUUUUGAAAAAAAUGUAAG
This is a messenger RNA of Trachymyrmex septentrionalis, 2576 nucleotides long. RefSeq names its product nucleoporin GLE1 (gene Gle1). Lineage: Eukaryota; Metazoa; Arthropoda; Insecta; Hymenoptera; Formicidae. The coding region runs from base 265 to 2385 and encodes 706 amino acids. Gene Ontology annotation, molecular function: inositol hexakisphosphate binding; phospholipid binding; translation initiation factor binding. The transcript has 8 exons. Gene Ontology annotation, biological process: poly(A)+ mRNA export from nucleus; regulation of translational termination; regulation of translational initiation. Gene Ontology annotation, cellular component: nuclear pore cytoplasmic filaments; cytoplasm; nuclear pore. The record is from RefSeq and is a predicted model, not a curated record.